AUGAGUUUUUUAAGUCAUCCGCCACUGAUGAGUAUACAUGCGCAUAAUGAAGCCCAAGAAGCCAAGAGCAUUGUUGCUCGUUUGGAGCAAGGGCAGCGAAUAGCUUAUGUUUCUGACGCGGGCACACCAGGGAUUUCUGAUCCUUGUGCUUUGUUAGUCGAAGCAGUGAUUGCUGCGGGCUUGCGCGUUGUUCCGAUUCCCGGUGUCAGUGCUUUGACGACAGUCCUGUCGUGUGCAGGGAAAAUGGCUUAUCAUCAUGUUUUUGUUGGAUUUUUAUCGAGCAAGGGUAGCCGUAGUCGAGCCCAGCUUAUGCAAUUGGUUCAUUUGCCCUUUGCCAGUGUCAUUUAUGAGGCCCCACAUAGAAUUCAAUCCUUGUUAGAGGCGAUAUGUCGCAUUUACCCACCUGAGCGGAAAAUUGUGAUUGGUCGAGAGUUGACCAAACAAUACGAGACGCUUUACCACUUAAAAGUAGCU
Molecule: messenger RNA, 474 nt
Organism: Darwinula stevensoni
Lineage: Eukaryota; Metazoa; Arthropoda; Ostracoda; Podocopida; Darwinulidae
Source: the annotation of a GenBank genome assembly